GCUGGCUGCAUCGUAGUUGUUUUGUCGUGACGUAACGGCCGGCAACGCAACAAAAUGAAAUCGAAUUUAUUAUGGCUCGCGAGUCAAUUGAUUUUGAUUGCCGCCGCAGUAUAAGGUAAAAAUAAGUGUUUAUUAAGCCCAAAGUGCUGUGUUGGCGACAAAUCGAUAACUGCGCGGUUACUGGAAAUGCUGAUCAUUCGGUCUUGAGCGUUCAACACGUGUGUAGGGUGUCUGGAAAACCAUUAAACCGACCCACCUUGAAUUGUUUGUAUAUGACUUUCAAACAAAAAGCUAGUGUCAUAGACCGCAUAAUAAAUUCGCAAUUAUCUAAGAGCGAUUUCUGUGUAAAUACAAGGCGGGCACUUCGAAGUGAUAACUCUGGAUCCGCGUAGUCUACAGAUUAGAUUGAGCACACGGUGACGACCAUGCCCUGAUACACCAGAUUGACCGAGAAUCAGGGCAAUGUAUUGAGCUUCACCUGUCCACCUGUCCAGAUGCAGAAAACCAGCUAACGGCAUCCGCUUCGAGAGCUCUACGUAAGAUCUCGUGGCGUUACAUCACGCUACGUUGCACAUUACGUCAGUGGCCGUUACACAAGUUCAAAGAUGAAGGAGUGGUUAAAGAUAUCCUGCCUGCUUUGCGUCUUUGGCUUCAUCCGCGAGAUCCGUCCAUCAGAGCCCUACGUCACGGAGUACCUGCUGGGGCCCUGGCGGAAUAUCUCGGAGACGCAGUUAACACACGAUGUCUAUCCAGUGGGCACCUAUUCCUACCUGGUGCAGUUGGUCUUUGUUUUUCUGAUAACAGACUUCCUGAGGUACAAGCCACUGAUCAUCACUGUUGGAGCCACUGGUGUGAUAAUAUGGAGUAUGCUCAUCUGGACGACCAGUCUGCUGUCUCUGCAGAUCUUAGAGUUCUUUUACGACUAUAUGGCCGCCGAGGUGGCCUACUAUACGUACAUCUACGCAAAGGUGGAUAAAAAGUACUAUCCUAGAGUUACCUCACACACCCGAGCGGCUAUGUUUGCUGGCAAACUGGUUUCCGGGAUCACUUCGCAACUGAUGAUCAACCUGGAGCUGAUGAAUUACAAGGAGCUCAACUAUAUAACGCUGGCCACUCAAAUAAUUGCCAUGAUUUCUUUUGGCCUGCCCGGCGUGGACAAGAGUCUUUAUUUCCAUCGGGAGCCGUGCCCAGAAGAUCCACAGACUCAGUUGCCCGGAGAAGGCAACCUGGAGGUGGAGGCGUAUCAGGAGAGUACUCCAAAACAGCCACAUGCUCGUCUUUUGUGGCUUCACUUCCGCAAUGCCUACACCAAUCCGCGUGUCAUUCAAUGGAGUCUGUGGUAUGCCAUCGGACUGGCUGGUUACCUGCAGGUCACCUACUACGUGCAGGUUCUGUGGAAGGUGAUCGAACCGGAGCCACUGAUUGCCUGGAAUGGAGCAGUGGAUGCUGUCCUGACGGCACUAGCUGCUUUGUGUGCCCUGGCUGCCGGUUAUCUGCACACUGACCGUCUUAGGCCAAGAACGUCUCUGCUAACCCUGGCCCUUUUGUCCGCCGUGGAGGGCGGCUGUGUGCUGAUCUGCUUGACGGAGGACAUAUACUGGUCCUAUGCAGGAUUCGUGCUCUUUGGUGCCCUAUACGGCUUUACCAUCACGGUGGCCAGUGCUGAGGUGGCCAGGAAUCUGCAGGAGGAAAGCUACGGCUUGGUCUUUGGGGUCAAUACGUUUGUGGCCCUUGUCUUCCAAUCUCUCUUAACCAUGAGUGUCACGGACACAGGCUUUGAGCUCGACGCUGUGGGUCAGUAUACGGUCUAUGCGUUUUAUUUUGCCGUCGCCGUUCUGUAUCUGAUAUCCGUGCUGGUUGAGUGUUUCAUCUUCCGCGACACCGAAAGCGAGAAGUUGGAGAAUUCUCUGGAUUGAUUCCCGAUGCAUUUGGAAAGUACUUAAAUUCGCCUGCUGGCAAGCUCAACAACGUUACUUAAGAAAGACAAGUUCCUAUGGAUGAAAUAGAUCAUAUGGUAUUACCACGAUGGCUGUUUAUAUUCCCAGAAUACAUAAGCCAUCUAUUUAUCUGCAACCUGUUGCCGAUUUCUUAGUGUUUAGUGCAUAUUUCCAUUUAUAGAGCACACAAUCAGUCUCAAGUGGGGAGGAAUAAAGUACCGAGCUUUUU
Drosophila suzukii is the source of this 2166-nucleotide messenger RNA. RefSeq names its product thiamine transporter 1. The record is from RefSeq and is a predicted model, not a curated record. Gene Ontology annotation, cellular component: plasma membrane. NCBI's taxonomy places the organism in Eukaryota, Metazoa, Arthropoda, Insecta, Diptera, Drosophilidae. Gene Ontology annotation, molecular function: vitamin transmembrane transporter activity. Gene Ontology annotation, biological process: transmembrane transport; vitamin transport.